CAGGAAGCUGACGCGGUGCUUUGUGGGAUUUGUUGUUCUCCGAAGCAGUUGGAAGUGAAAAAGAAAUGUCUCACAUGAGAUCUCAGACGUGUCAUAAAUGAUUUGCCGCCUUCCAGGAUGACCUGUGGUUGCUUUUACCUGUUGGGAGCUGUUGGGGAUCUGUUACCAGAAAGCGCCGGCGUCCUGACCGGGUUUUGGGCAGGCGGUUCUUGACAUGAAGACGAGACCUGCGGGGAUCGGCAAGGUCAAUGCCGACUGGAUGGGGUCGCUGCCCUCCCAACUUAGUGCCAUGCCGCUCAAAUACAUCGCUGUCCCAGGCUCUCACGAUUCUUUCACUUUCUGGGUGGAUGUUCAUGCUCCUGUGGGCACCGAUCAGAAGACUUACGUCAAAUACCUGGCCACCAUGUUUAGUGUCUUAGCCAAAAAAGUCAUGGUGAAGUGGUCAAUGACGCAGAACUUGACAUUUAGGGAGCAGCUGGAUGCAGGGAUUCGUUAUUUUGACCUCAGGGUAUCUUCUAAACCAGGCGAACCUGGAAAUGAGAUCUAUUUUAUCCACGGCCUCUUUGGACACAAGGUGAGAGACGGCCUGUUAGAAAUUAACUCCUUCCUCUGCAGACACAAGAAAGAGGUGGUGUUUUUGGACUUCAAUCAUUACUACGCAAUGGAGGCAGAGCACCACAUCUACCUCAUCAACAUGCUCCAGGAAGUGUUCAGGACUAAGCUGUGCAACGACUGUAGGGUGGAAAAUGUCACUCUGGACUACCUCUGGGAGAAGAAAUAUCAGGUUAUUGUAUUCUACCAUCACCCCUCAGCCCAGGGAAUCCCAGUCAUGUGGCCUGGCUAUAAGAUCCCUGCUCCCUGGGCAAACACCACUGAGCCCAACAAGCUUAUACAGUUCCUUGAAUCUACACUGAAGGAAAGAGCCAGGCAGGGAUCGUUCCACGUCACCCAGGCCAUCCUCACUCCAAGACCCAACACGGUGGCCAAGGGUUUGGUCUGGGGGCUUCGCAACUACCUGGUAGAAAGAAACCUGCCAACCAUCAUGUCUUGGGUGGAGAGUCAGAGACCCGGGAAGGAUGGAGUCAACAUCAUCACCUCAGACUUCGUGGAGCUCACGGACUUCGCCGACGUCGUCAUCAAACUGAACAACCUGCUGCUGUCCGAGCAGAAACGUAGACCAAGAUGACGCGAGGAUAUAUAGGAUUUUUCAAAUUGUUCCGAUAUAUGAAGAGCCCAUCGACCCUUGAAGACUUGAAAUCCUCCUUGAGCUCAUCCUUGUUGGUUGUAGCUAACUUUGUCAGCUUCGACAAGUAAAGUUAUCUUUAAAAUGGUACAUUCUAUCCAGUAUUGUGACGAACUUGAGGGACAAGCCCGUGCCGCAGUUUAAAGGAUUAUUUUUGUUUUCACAGUCUUGCUGUGAGCAAGGAGGUCCCCUGGUGUUUACCCACCACCCCACCCAUCUGAGAGCCAAACAUGUGUGGACUUUGUGCCACAAUUCCUAUAAAAAGUAUGCACCCAUGCAAAUAAACAGCCAUGAGUUGUAGGUUUACAGUUUGUUGGCUUGAAUGCAGAAAUAGAAGCUGUUUUAUGGAAAUGUGCAGCUGUGUACUUGAAGUCUUGAUAGAAACAUUAUGUUUAAUUUUACCUAUUUGUUUAUUUGCAGCAGUUUGUGCCUUUCUGGCUCAAUGAUUAGUGUAACGAUCCCCGUGCAUUUUUAUUGAAAAGGCAGCAGAGGAGCAGUGUUUCCACAGACUCCAGUUGUUUUGUUUUUGUGGUGGAGCUAUCAGCUGGACGAGACAUUCUUCAUCAGCAACAUCAGCACCAAAAACAGAAAUAAAAUGUCACAUCUACUGUAGUUUGGCACUUACGUCUGUGCCACAUUGUUGAGGUGGUUCACCAAGCUCCACGAGGUCCUCACACACGCCGAGACACAAGCAGAAAACCUCUUGAGCCCUACGGGCCCAGUACAGGGCCCGCAGAUGGUGUCAUUCAUUGUUGUGUGCUAAAGUAGGUGUAAAACUUAUUUUUCCCAAAUUUUUUCUAAGUCUGUCACAAAAGGUGUCUUUAAUGUUUUUAAAACGAGUCACCAAAUUAUUUUUGGAUAAAUAUUUAUGAUUUUAGGGCUAUAUAAACAUUUGUAAGUUACUUGAAUCGUCGCGGACUGUUUCAGUUUCAGGAAGUUCUCCAUCUGUUACUGUGCAAGUUUUGGUUCUAUAACCCUCCCUUUGGUAUCUUUGAAAAGACGAAGCUCUCAUGAAUUCAGGGAUAUAUUUUACACUGUGUUACUCUUUGUUUGGUGACAUGAAGUUUGUGUGUAACUGACAGUAUAAAUAACAGCCCUCAUGCGUAAAACGUCGAGGCGGAGUUAGGUUCCAUUCAGUGAUUUCAUGGUGUGCACAAUGGUAGAUUUUGACGAUGCACAGUGUAAAUGUAAAAAGAAAAGUUUAGGUCAUAUGCAGAAUGAGUCCUACAAUAGGAAUCAACACUUUUAUUA
Molecule: messenger RNA, 2494 nt
Organism: Austrofundulus limnaeus
Lineage: Eukaryota; Metazoa; Chordata; Actinopteri; Cyprinodontiformes; Rivulidae
Gene: plcxd2
Product: phosphatidylinositol-specific phospholipase C, X domain containing 2
Exons: 9
Coding region: 215-1186 (323 amino acids)
Biological process (GO): lipid metabolic process
Molecular function (GO): phosphoric diester hydrolase activity
Source: RefSeq, a predicted model, not a curated record